AAUCAAACUAAUUGACAAUUUAUAAGCAUUUAGCAUUGAUUAUAAAAUUACAGUCAGACAUGCACUUUUUCUCACAUAUGGAAUGUAUUUGACAUAUUAAUACUAUACAAAAAUUAGAACAUGUGAAGAUGAAAUUAGAGAAGUAUUAUCACAAUAUGUUAUCAAAAGGAAUUGCUUAAUCAAAAAUCCUAAAUCCAUCAAUAAUAUCAAUAAUUAUACAGUAAAUCUUAUGAUGGUAUACUUGACUGUACUUUAGACAAAGGAGAUUGGAUAUUCUCUUUAGAAAAUCCUAAGAUCAAUGAAGUUUUCAACUAAAAACUAUCUUUGAAUU
This is a messenger RNA of Paramecium sonneborni, 331 nucleotides long. The record is from the annotation of a GenBank genome assembly. NCBI's taxonomy places the organism in Eukaryota, Ciliophora, Oligohymenophorea, Peniculida, Parameciidae.